AUGAAUUAUAACAUUCCACCACCAGGGAAACUUCGUUUUUCUUCACGAUAUCGAUGGAUUGCUCCUCAAUCGUCUGUCUUUCCUCUUCAUUUCGAAAGCAAAACAAGUGGCGAAUCAAAUUCACCGCAGAUUUCUAGUAGUACCGAUCCAGAGAAUUUGUGCAGUGUUCAAUCUGCAAAAUGUCAAAACAAGCUCAAUGUAAGCGUAGAAAAUGAAAAAACUUCAAAUUCUCCACUAACAGAUAAGCCCAUAAAAGUCUCAUUGUCGUCUAAUGUGUCAUCUACUAUGUCAUCUACAUCUUCAUCGGUUAAAGAGAUGAAUAGCUCCGGAUGCUUACCUCCAGCAAAAAGCAAUAGCAGUUGUAUAUCAUUGCAAAUGCCUCAAGAAGUGAAAAGGAAUACUGCAACAGAUAGAGGCAACAGUAUUGGCAAGGACAAUAGGCUUACGACAACUUAUCUUGGGGUUUCACAACCCAUUUCAAUUUCGGGACCGGAUGAAUUUGAUAUUGUCAUGUCGACAAAACUAGAUGAAUAUUUGCAAGCAAAUGGUUAUUUUGAAACAGAAGAGGAAAUGAAUUUACGUCUUAAAGUGCUUAGCAAAAUCAACGCAUAUGUGAAAAAAUGGGUCCGCAUCGUAUCUAAAAGAAGGCAAAUGCCUGAUUCUGAAAUUCAAAGCGUUGGUGGAAAAUUAUUUACUUUUGGAUCAUAUCGACUUAAUGUACAUACUAGAGGAGCUGAUAUUGAUUCACUUUGUGUAGCGCCGAGACAUGUGGAUCGGAACGAUUUCUUCACAAGUUUCUAUGAAAUGCUUGCUGAGGAUCCAAAUACAACGGAAUUACGCCAGGUUCAGGAGGCUUUUGUCCCCGUAAUCAAAUUAAAAUAUUAUGGUAUUGAAAUGGAUAUAUUAUUUGCUCGCCUUGCUCUACCGAGAGUGCCAGAAGAUCAGCAGUUGAACGAUGAUUCGAUAUUGAGAAAUUUAGAUGAGAAAAGUGUUCGUUCGUUAAAUGGCUGUCGCGUUGCUGAUGAAAUAUUACGCCUAGUACCCAAUAUAUCAAAUUUUACAUAUGCACUGCGAGCCAUUAAACUUUGGGCGAAAAAUCAUGGCGUAUAUUCUAAUGUUCUUGGUUAUCUUGGCGGUGUAUCAUGGGCUAUACUUGUUGCUCGAACAUGCCAGUUAUAUCCAAACACUGGGCCAGCAAGACUUGUGCAGAAAUUUUUCUUAUUAUACACAAAAUGGGAAUGGCCACAUCCAGUAGUCCUUAAGGAAACAGAAGUUUCACACGCACGUGAUAUGCCGUCUUUACAAGAACUUGUUUGGGAUCCGCGAUCAAGAAGUGGUGAUCGGUUUCACCUUAUGCCAAUCGUGACACCAGCUUUUCCGCAACAGAAUUCAACAUUCAAUGUAACGAAGUCUUCGCUAAAAAUCAUCAUGAAUGAGAUCGAAGAAGGUCUUGUUACUAUUAACGACAUAAUGAAAGGAAAGACUGGAUGGUCAGCAUUGUUUGAAGAAGUUAAUUUCUUCAGUCGUUACAAACAUUUCCUAGCACUUCUUUGUUUGUCGGCGACAGAGCAAGAUGAAUUGGUGUGGUGUGGACUAGUUGAAUCUAAAAUCCGAUUUUUGAUUGCGAGUUUGGAACGUCGCGAAAGUAUCAGGGUGUGUCAUGUACAUACAAAAUAUUAUCAGCCACGAAAUGAUCCUUUUCCGGUUCAAGUUUCUCUCCAGAAUCCUCGAUGCCGGCUUUGGUUUAUUGGAUUAGAUUUGAAUAAAACUGUAAGCAGGAAAAUUGACAUACAGCAUGAAGUUCAAAGUUUUAUGGAUCUUCUGAACAGCAUGGCUACUACUCAAAAUAUAUACGUAGAAGGAAUGAGUGUAAUACCACAUUAUCUUCGUAAAGCAGAACUUGUAAAAUGGUUGAAAAUGGAAGACCUAACUAGGGGAAAGAAAGCACCAAAAAGGAGACGAAUAGCAACUUCUCAAAAUCAACAGGCUACAGGUCCAUUACAAAAUAAGACGAGAAGUGAAACAUCAAGCAUUGCUUCUUGUAACUCUUCGGGAGCUGCAUCGCCUUCCACGUCAUUAUCUGGGACGGAAGUCAGUAAAAAUGUACAAAAUGAUUUAGCAAUGUCAUCAACAGUUUCAGUACCAACAGUCUCAGGCUCUGCAGAGGCAGUUUCUAAAUCGGAGAUAAGCAUCUCGAGCUGCACUGACAUUCCUAUCGGUUCAAAUUCAGUGGAAAGGAAGCUAUCGAGUGAAGCCAGCAGAAUAGUUCUUCACAGCCACUCAGCUAUUGAAGCAAUUGACAACCAAUGUCCUGCUACGCAAUGCCUCGUGAGUGAUGGCCAAAAUAGUGAAUUACAACUUUUGGUGAAUAAUGAUGAAACGAACCCGGUAAGAAGUAUUAGAAUAAUUGAAAUUGCUAGAAUUAUGUUACAAAUUGAUCUGAUGACAGCAGUGCCUUUAAAUCUGGUUUAUCAACUUGAAUUCAUUUUCAUUAAAUUAAAGCAAAAAAAUAAUGGAAGAAAAAGAUCAGCGGAGAGGAAUACCGAAGAUGCAGAAACAGCGCCAACUCAACUUAAAAGGUGUUCAUUCGCAGAAACAAAUCUUGCCUCUCCAGCAAACGUGGAAACGGAACAAACUAAUCGGAGUUUACUUGAUUCGGGUUUCAAUGGUGCUGGUGCUUUAUAA
Brugia pahangi is the source of this 2685-nucleotide messenger RNA. Lineage: Eukaryota; Metazoa; Nematoda; Chromadorea; Rhabditida; Onchocercidae. The record is from the annotation of a GenBank genome assembly.